AUGGGUACUAAGUGUUGGAAUGAUAGUUUUAUGGCAAGAUACUCCGCGUUUAACCCUUAUCGGUUGAUACAGAGAGAAUGUGGUUUUCCAAGACCAGUUGGUAGCGAUGAUGCUGUAGCCCGCAGUUUAUACUGUGGGAUGAAACCAAUUGCUUCAUGGGACUGCGAUCAAUAUAACGCUCUUCCUACUGGUGGUGUUUUUAACCUUGAAUUUUCCCCGGAAGGAUCACUUUUAGUUGCAGCAUGUGAGAAGAAAUCCAUACAAAUAUUUGAUCCUCUUACUCACCAGAGAAUAUAUUCUGUUAAUGGAGCUCAUUUAGAUUGUGUUAACUGUGUCAAAUUUCUUGAUGGCCGAAUGUUUGCUACAUGUUCAGAUGACACAACAAUUGCAUUAUGGGAUGUUCGUCACUUAAAGAAGAAAAUACGUUCACUUUUAGGACAUUCAAAUUGGGUUAAAAAUAUAGAAUUUUCUGUUAAAGACAAACUUCUAGUCACCUCUGGGUUAGAUGGCAGUAUCUAUACUUGGGAUAUUAAUUCAUAUACAGAGUUUAAUCUAGUCUACCAAAGAGUAUUUCAUGCAUCAGGUUUGAUGCGGUGUAGAUUAUCUCCUGAUGCCAAGCAAAUGGUGAUGUGUACCACAGGUGGACUUCUUGUGAUUAUUCAUGAUUUGAACUUAUCCAUGUUGGCUCAAGACUUACAUGGUUUUAAGCCAAACUUGUAUAGGUUAAUGCAAAUGAGCCGUCAACUUAUACCCAUAGCAGCAAUGUAUGAUCAUUUGUUUGAUGUCAAAAGAACAGAGAAUAGAGUGGAGUUUGUAUCAGAUUUUCCGGAUGGAAAUGAUGCAGAAGUUGUGAGUGCUUUACAGAUACACCCUCAAGGUUGGAGCGCACUUAGUAGAAACAUCAGUCACGAUGAUAGGUCUGAGUGGUCAUGUAUCCAUGACAUUCAACCACACGCCCCUACUUCCGAUAAGAGCGUUCGUGAUUCUUCCCCCCCUCCGCCGCCACCCCCUCCCGCGACUCGCCGGCCGGUCCCGCGAAGAACCCCGCGGCGACGCACCAGGCCCUAUAGAUCACCAAGACCUAUGGCAUCGGUUACGCCAGUACCAACAGGGGAUAGGUCUCGCGAGAGGCGCGAGCGGGAAGAGGAGAGAGUAACGGAGCGGGAAGCAGAACCAGAAGCAGGGCCUAGUUCGGGCGAAGCUGCGCAACCGCCACGACUGGGCUUGGGGUUAUCGAGUAUCCAAAAUGACGUAUGGGAAGCGUCAAUUACGAUCAAACAGCAUAGAGUGCUGCAAGAGAUGUAUAGCAGGGGUCAGGUGGGUCGUAACUUCAAUAUGCAGCGAAUCCUGGGCAUCAAUACGGGUAUAACUCCGCCCGCCGCGCUUCGCCCGCGUCCGCUGUCUCUGUAUCCGCGCCCUGCUCGCGCAGAGGCUGCUCGCCUAUUGCCGCGCCUACAACCCGCUAUGUCUAAUGACGCCAUCUACUAUAGCAGAACACUGCCUUCAACUUCCGGCCAAACUCCAUCGAGUGGGAGAGAGAGGGAUAGUGUGAGUGAGGGGGAGGAUGAAACGAGACAUUACCGAAUUCACCAAAAUAAAGAUAGACUGCUCUAUCAUGUAGAAGAGACCAAUGAAGGAAAAGGAUUUAUUAAGGAAUUAUGCUAUUCAGCGGACGGUCGACUCGUGUGUUCACCUUUUGGCCGCGGCAUGCGACUUCUUGCCUUGAAUGACUCCUGCAGUGAACUCUCACAUUGUGUUCAAGACCAAAACUGUCCAGCUCAAAUGGUUGAGGUCGGUCAGAGUCUGGGCAUACACCAGGAUUUAGUUGUCAGCUCCAAGUUUAGCCCUCGUCAUCAUCUCCUAGUUACUGGAUGUCUUGAUGGGAAAAUCGUCUGGUAUGAGCCCCAUAGUGGUGAGGCACUGUAUUAA
Pieris macdunnoughi is the source of this 1929-nucleotide messenger RNA. The record is from the annotation of a GenBank genome assembly. NCBI's taxonomy places the organism in Eukaryota, Metazoa, Arthropoda, Insecta, Lepidoptera, Pieridae.